Staurois parvus is the source of this 435-nucleotide messenger RNA. NCBI's taxonomy places the organism in Eukaryota, Metazoa, Chordata, Amphibia, Anura, Ranidae. The record is from the annotation of a GenBank genome assembly.
UUGUUACUGAGGGCACACAGAAUUGUUACUGAGGGACACAGAAUUGUUACUCAGGGACACAGAAUUGUUACUGAGGGACACAGAAUUGUUACUCAGGGACACAGAAUUGUUACUCAGAGGGACACAGAAUUGUUACUCAGGGACACAGAAUUGUUACUCAGGGACACAGAAUUGUUACUGAGGGACACAGAAUUGUUACUGAGGGACACAGAAUUGUUACUGAGGGACACAGAAUUGUUACUCAGGGACACAGAAUUGUUACUCAGGGACAGACACAGAAUUGUUACUCAGGGACACAGAAUUGUUACUCAGGGACACAGAAUUGUUACUCAGGGACAGACACAGAAUUGUUACUAUGUCAGACAGACACAGAAUUGGCAGAGGAGGCAAUGUUUUAGGAGCGAUUGCAGACGUGACACAGAAUUGGGUCGAGAC